Nerophis lumbriciformis (worm pipefish) is the source of this 1140-nucleotide messenger RNA. The record is from RefSeq and is a predicted model, not a curated record. Lineage: Eukaryota; Metazoa; Chordata; Actinopteri; Syngnathiformes; Syngnathidae.
AUGAUGAUGAUUUUUGUUGUCGUUACCUUUUUGGGGAGCAUCAACGUGGUAAAGGAAAUCUGUGUUCCAGCUUUCUCCUCUUGCCCAUCUGUGUGUGAGUGUCCAGUGGAGAUACCUAGGUGUGCGCCUGGUGUCAGCGUGGUUCUGGACGGUUGCGGUUGUUGCAAAGUUUGUGCCAGGCAGCUGAAUGAGGACUGCAGUCUCACCGAGCCCUGCGACCACACCAAAGGGCUGGAGUGUAACUUCGGGGCCACCUUUGCUGCUGCUACAACUCGUGGCAUCUGCCGAGCCAAGUCAGAGGGCAGACCUUGCGAGUACAACAGUAGGAUCUACCAGAACGGAGAAAGCUUCCAGCCUAACUGUAAACAUCAGUGCACAUGCAUCGAUGGUGCUGUGGGAUGUGUCCCACUGUGCCCUCAGGAGCUCUCCUUGCCCAAUCUGGGCUGUGCCAACCCGAGACUGGUCAAGGUAGCUGGCCAGUGCUGCGAAGAAUGGGUGUGUGAUGAUGGCAAGGGCACUGACAUUUUGGAGAAGAUCUUUGGCAAAGAGAAGACGCCAGAUGAACUCGAAAGAGACCUCACCAAGAAAAAUGAGCUAAUUGCCAUUGUCAAAGGAGGACUCAAGUCACUAGCUGCCUACAGACCACAAGCUGAAAUUCAAAUGUUCAGUAACCAAAAGUGCAUCAUCCAAACCACACCGUGGUCUCAGUGCUCCAAGAGCUGUGGAACAGGCAUCUCCACCAGAGUCACCAACAACAAUGAAGAGUGCAAGCUGGUUAAAGAGACUCGAAUCUGUGAAGUGCGACCAUGCACCCAGUCACCUUACUCCAGUCUCAAGAAAGGAAAGAAAUGCAGCAGAACCAAAAAGUCCAGUCAACCAGUGAAGUUCACUUAUGCUGGCUGCUCCAGCUUGAAGAAGUACAGACCCAAGUACUGUGGCGCCUGCGUGGAUGGUCGCUGCUGCAGCCCUCACGACACCAGAACCAUCCGGGUCAAGUUCCGCUGCGAGGAUGGCGAGACCUUCAACAAGAACAUCAUGAUGAUCGAGUCCUGCAAGUGCACCUACAACUGUCCCCACGCGAACGAAGCCUCCUACCCUUUCUACCGUCUCUCCAAUGAUAUCCACAAGUUUAGAGACUAA